AUGGUGGAGCAGUGGCAGCGGCUGGGGGCAGGGUCACCACCCAGCUCCCAGGAGCUGAAGGAGCCUGGCAAGGGGGCCCAGCCCCGACUGAUCAUCCUGCAGGCGGGAUGGUGGAGUAGCCUGGUGGUGACAACGGAGGGCCUCAACUCUACGGAACCAGCCCCGACGACUCCCCGACCUGCCUUGUCUGCUAGGCCCCCGGAUACCCCCAGUGUCCCCGGACCCUCGUCCGGUCCCAGGCCCACCCCAGUCACGGACGUUGCUGCUUUGUGUGUCUGUGACCUGUCCCCAGCACAGUGUGACGUCAACUGCUGUUGUGAUCCUGAUUGCAGCUCUGUGGAUUUUAGUGUCUUUUCUGAUUGCUCAGUUCCAGUUGUCAUGUAUGGGGUUCUUCUGCAGACUUCAGAUUCAUUUUUGAGAUUUCCUUCCCCCCUUACGUCAUCUCUGUGCACUGAUAAUAACCCUGCAGCAUUUCUGAUGAAUCAAGCUGUUAAGUGCACCAGAAGUAUAAACUUGGAACAGUGCGAAGAAAUGGAAGCUCUGAGCAUGGCUCAUUACAGCAGCCCUAACAUUUUGAGGGUACCUAAUUCAAAAACAAAGGUCCCUAUCACUGUCCAGUCCAUCGUCAUUCAAUCUCUAAAUAAAACGCUCACUCGGCUGGCAGACACACACGUAUUGGAGCCGGUUCUUGUCGAAGAGGCUGGGGCUGUUAAAGUCUGCACCAAGGUCGUUCUAGAGGUAAAGUACAGUCUCACAUACACAGAAGCAGGUGAAGUAACAAAAGCCGAUCUCUCUCUCCUCCUGGGAACAGUGAGCGACGCAGAGCUUCCACUCCAGCAAAAGUUUGAAAUUUAUUUUAUUCAGCAAAAUACAAAGCCAGUUCCUCUCAGUGGAAACCCGGGUUAUGUUGCGGGCCUCCCGCUGGCUGCUGGAUUUCAGCCUCACAAAGGGUCUGGGAUUAUUCAGACCAUGAAUAGAUAUGGACAACUUACUAUUCUUCGUAGCACAGCUGAGCAAGACUGCCUGGCAGUAGAGGGGAUUCGGACCCCAGUAUUAUUUGGUUACAAUAUGCAAUCUGGCUGUAAACUAAGACUGACCAGCACUAUCACGUGUCCACUUGUCGUGGAGAAGGUGAAGAGCCUGCUGAAGGGUCAGGGCUUCCCAGAUUAUGUGGCCUCUUUUGGAAAUUCUCAGGCCCAGGAUGUGCUGGACUGGGUGCCUGUCCACUUCAUCACCCAGGCACCCCACACGAAGGAUGUCUGCCAGCUCCCGCUGGCUUUGGUUAUAGAAGUGAAGUGGACGAAGUACGGAUCCUUACUGAACCCACAGGCUAAAAUAGUCAACGUAACUGCAAAUCUAAUUUCAUCCUCAUAUCCUAAGACCAACUCAGGAAAAGAAAGGACGGUUCUUAUUUCCACCGCGGUUACUUUCGUGGAUGUGUCUGCUCCUGCAGUGGCAGGCUUCAGAGCUCGGCCAACCAUCAAUGCCAAGCUGCCCUUCAAUUUCUUCUUCCCAUUUGUUUGACAGCGCUCAUAUGAAAGAAUGCCGCAGUAUUCACGUAGAACGUGAAAACUGCAUUUGGUGAGAUUAAAUGUUAUAUACAACUAG
This is a messenger RNA of Myotis davidii, 1608 nucleotides long. RefSeq names its product tectonic family member 1 (gene TCTN1). The record is from RefSeq and is a predicted model, not a curated record. Gene Ontology annotation, biological process: cilium assembly; protein localization to ciliary transition zone. The transcript is spliced from 15 exons. NCBI's taxonomy places the organism in Eukaryota, Metazoa, Chordata, Mammalia, Chiroptera, Vespertilionidae. The coding region runs from base 1 to 1524 and encodes 507 amino acids. Gene Ontology annotation, cellular component: MKS complex.